Molecule: messenger RNA, 2340 nt
Organism: Vitis riparia (riverbank grape)
Lineage: Eukaryota; Viridiplantae; Streptophyta; Magnoliopsida; Vitales; Vitaceae
Product: protein transport protein Sec61 subunit beta-like
Exons: 1
Coding region: 1257-1505 (82 amino acids)
Biological process (GO): intracellular protein transport
Cellular component (GO): Sec61 translocon complex; endoplasmic reticulum membrane
Source: RefSeq, a predicted model, not a curated record
CUGUCUCUCUAGAAAAUCUUUCAGUCAUCAGUUAGAUCUUCAAAUCUCUGAAUCUCAUCAUCUGGGUGUUGUUUUCUUCUUAAUUUUCCCUCUUUUUCUCUCGUCAAAUUUACGCCUUUGGCUCUGAUUUUUUCAUACAAAUUCCCAUACAUCAUUGUGGUUGUUGAGAUUAUUUCAGAGGUUUUAUUCUUUGAGUUUUCGGUUUUGCUUGUGCUUUCUGAUCUUUUUUUGUGGAGAUUCUUGGUUAAUCAUUGUUUCAGAACAUGGAUCUUUCUUAAUCUUGAUUUGCACUUAAGUGUUUUUCUUUCCUAAGUGUGAUUUAGUGUGAUUUUACUUAGUGAAUUUCAUUUAUUACCCUGUUUGGUUGCCUAGAAAAUGGAAAUAAAAGAAAGGAACCUCAGUCCCGUUCCAACUAUCUGCCUGGGUUGUUAUUUUGUUUGUAUAUUGUUGGCUUUGAUUGCAUGCGACAGGCACAAAUUCAUGAUCUUUGAUGUUGAAUUAAGCAAUAAGAUUCUUUGUAUAGGAACUCAUUCAAGUGCAUCAAGCUGUCAAUACAUGAAAUUCUAUUACAUUUUUUAUGGUUUCAUGUAUUUAAAAGAUACCCUAGCAGUAGAAACUUACAUUUUUGAGGUUUGAGAUUAUUUUUACACUGGCUCUAUCCUCUAUGGCAACCUUCUAUGAAAACCCAAAAAGAAUUCUUACCUUUUAUGAAAGUUCUGGGAAGCCCCUGCAUGUAUAACUUGUUUGCCAUUAAAAUUCAUCUGCAGGUUAUUAUGAUGCCUCGGUUCAUGCUUGGUCAUUUCUCAAUGUUUUUUUAAAGCCCACGAAUAUCCCUGGAGUUGGAGAGUGAAAUUGCUAGUCAUAUUAAAAGAGUGUUUAUAAUAUUAUGUAGUCAUGUUAAAACACCCAACAGAUAACUAAUAGAACUGGAAUUCAAAGAAGGAUUAACAGAUGAUCCAUGGACUUACUUGGCUUGGUCCCAGUUUAUAGGCAUUAAAGCAAUCUAUAACUAGUUGGAAAGGGAAGAAAGCCUAGCUACUAGCAACAUCCUGGGACUAAUGGAAACUAGGAUAGGAGCUGUAAAUCUAUAGAAGAUAGAAGCUAGAAAGGAAGGGAAUCUAGUAAUUGGUAGCUAGACUACAUGAGGGAUAAAGAUAAAAGAAAGAAGGAUAACUACUAGCAUCUGAAAUAUUGAAUACUGGUGGUUGUUUGGUUCUAAGCUUUUAAAUGGUUGUUACCUGCGAGUUGUUACAGAAAUGGUUCUAUAUGGAGCUGCUCCCCUAAGAGGAAGUGAAGCUGCUGCUUCUAGCCUGCGUAGGAGGAGGACAACUGGUGGGGCAGCUGCAGGAGGAGCAAGUGGGAAUAUGCUGCAGUUUUACACUGAUGAUGCCCCGGGACUCAAGAUUUCCCCCAAUGUCGUUCUUAUCAUGAGUAUUGGUUUCAUAGCCUUUGUUGCUAUUCUCCAUGUCAUGGGUAAGCUGUACUUUGUGUGGAGAGAGGCUUAAAAAGGUACAACAAUGGAAAUCUCAGUUCAGAGUCAAUUUUGAAUGAAUUGUUACUUAAUAGGUAAUGAAAUAUGAAUUUUGGAUUUAGUUCUCUUCUUCUGGCUUACAUGUGUGUGAAAGUCUCUAAGAAAAGCAGUCAAUUUUUUAUCCUAGUUAAUAAAAGGUAGUGGCAAGUUGGAAUUGUAUGAAAUGAUUCUUGCUCCAACUCCUAAAACCAAUGAGAUUUGAGAUUUUGCUAUUGUUUUGAUUAUAAAUGUUAUCAAGGAGUUUGGUAUGAGUUAUGAGUAAUGUGCCAUUAUUGGUGAGGAGAUGAUGACCCGCUCCCUCCCAUGACUUUAAAAGUCAUGUACACAUUAAGAGGUCCCAAUCAUAUCAUGUAGGUAUUAACCAUGACUGUUAGGGCCUCUGUCAUGGCUAUAGGAGGAGUCCAUUCCUACUUUGUAGAUAUGAACUGUGACCGUUAGAGCCUCUGUCACAUGGGGUUGUGGGGCCGGGGAUUGUAAUGAAUUGUCCUGCUUGCGUGGGAAUGUAAUGGUACUCCCUCCUCAUGGCUUUAAAAGUUGGCCCCACUCCUAUCGUGUAGAGAUUAACCAUGACCAUUAAGAUCACUGUCAUGGUUAAGAGAAGCUUAUCAUGUAUAUGGUGUCAGAAACUUCUUUUCUUGACCAAUGUAGGAUCUCACAAGGUAAAGUUGGAAGAGCAUCUAUGCUUUAUGGGAUAUUGCGAAUGCACAUGGAAGGGAGGAUUUGGAGGGGGCUACAUCAAUUGUACCAUUGCUGUUGAAAUGAAAGGAUCUAUGCGUUUAUGUUACAUGGAUUGAUCUUUCUUAGGUUCA